This is a messenger RNA of Gordionus sp. m RMFG-2023, 2118 nucleotides long. RefSeq lists its product as uncharacterized. NCBI's taxonomy places the organism in Eukaryota, Metazoa, Nematomorpha, Gordioida, Chordodea, Parachordodidae. Gene Ontology annotation, biological process: box C/D snoRNP assembly; maturation of LSU-rRNA from tricistronic rRNA transcript (SSU-rRNA, 5.8S rRNA, LSU-rRNA); snoRNA localization. Gene Ontology annotation, cellular component: pre-snoRNP complex; nucleus. The record is from RefSeq and is a predicted model, not a curated record. Bases 50 to 1855 code for a protein of 601 amino acids. The transcript is spliced from 7 exons.
UUUACGAUCUAGUGUGAUACGAUCAAAGGCACGAAACUCAUUCCUUCUCAUGGAUUUACAAAAAGCAAAUUGCCAAAUUUGUAAUAUUAGAACUUACAAAUACAAAUGUCCUCAAUGCGAAAUUUGUACUUGCUCUCUAGAUUGUGUCAAAAAACAUAAAAAGGAAUAUGAUUGUGAAGGGAAUAAUUAUAGAACUAAAUAUAUUCCAAUGAGCAAGUUUGAUAACCUUACACUCCUUUCAGAUUAUAGAUUUCUAGAGGGAAUAAAUCGUGACUUGGAAUCAAGUAACAGAAAUCAUUGGCUACAUCCAUUUGAUUUGCCCAAAAGAGUAACCAUAAUGAAACGAUUUGCCAGAUCACAGAGGAUUUUUUUAAGGAUAAUGUCUUAUGGCAUGUCACGCCAUGCUGAAAAUACUACAAUAUUCGAUAUGAAAACCAAGAAAUUCUUAUGGCACGUCAAGUGGGUAUUUCCCUCUAUAAAUUAUUGUCAUCACGAAAAAAGAGUACCGGAACAAACAUUGCUAAAAGAUUUGCUGGAUAAAUUUUUAUCAGAAUGUUUGGAUAAUACUUCCAUUAGCAGAGGAACAAAAGACAAUAACAUAACCAAAUCGCACAACGAUUAUUACGUUUACAUGAAGAACGAAUGUAGACAGAGUCAUCAACUCAAAAGAUGGCAUUUCAUCGACUUGGCAAAAAGUUUAAAGUUCAACCUAUUCAAAAAAGUCAUAUUAGAAUAUCCCGUUCUUCAUAUUGUAUCCAAAAGUGACGUAUUUUUUUUGAAUUCCGUUUACGAUCCAACCGGGGAAAGGUACAAAGAAGAAUCUAUGGUACUUCUCGAUACAGACACUGUAUUAAUGAACCCACAAAUGGAAGAAGAGCCUAUGGUGCUUCGCUAUACCGACACAGCAUUAACAAAUCCACAGCUAGAAGAACAUUUGUUACUUCUUGAUACCGAUAUUUUAUUAACGAAUUCACAAACAAAGGAACGUUUGGCACUUCCCGAUACUGACCAUGGAUUGACGAACCCAAAAGUGGAAGAAGAACCUAUGGUGCUUGGUUAUGCCGAUAUUGCAUUAACUAAGGCAAAGUUAGAAAAACAUGUGGCACUUCUCGAUACUGACAUUUUAUUAAUGACUUCGCAAACAAAGGAACUUGUGACACUUCCCGAUACCGACCAUAGAUUAACGAACCCAAAAGUGGAAGAAGAGCCUAUGGUACUUGGUUAUGCCGAUACAAUGAAGACUAAGUUAGAAGAACAUGUGGCACUUCUCGAUACUGACAUUGUAUUAAUGAAUUCACAAACAAAGGAAUUUGUGGCACUUCCCGAUACCGACAAUGUAUUAACGAACCCAAAAGUGGAAAAAGAGCCUAUGAUACUUGGUUAUGACGAUACUCCAUUAAUGAAGGCAAAGUUAGAUGAACAUGUGGCUCUUCCUGAUACCGACAAUAUAUUAUCGAACCCAAAAGUGGAAGAAGAGCCUAUGGUACUUGGUUAUGCCGAUACUGCAUUAAUGAAGGCAAAGUUAGAAGAACAUGUGGCACUUCUCGAUAAUGACAUUGUAUUAAUGAAUUUACAAACAAAAGAACCUGUGGCAAUUCUCGAUGCUGAUGCUAUAUUAACGAACACGCAAGUGGAAAAAGUACCACGCUACACUGACACUAUAUUAAUGAACCCACAAGUGGAAGAAGAGCCUUUGGUACUUCGCAAUGCUGAUACUGCAAUAACGAAGUCGCAGCUAGAAGAACAUAUUACACUUCUCGAUACCGACACUGUAUUAACGUACCCAAAUGACGAUGAAGAAUCUAUGAUACCCUCGCUAUAUAGACACUUUGCUAACGAAGCCACUAAUAUAUGAAUAUUUGGUACUUUUAGAUUCCGACACUCCUGUAACAAUACCAUAAAUAGAAGAACGUAUAGACCUUAUCGAUGCCAACAUUAUAUUAAACUCACAAAGGGAAGGAAAUAUUAGCUAAUGAAUUUAAUCAUACAGACGGAAUGAAAUAUUAGCUAAACUCUAUAAUUAUAUAUAUUAUUUUAUAAGAGAUAAUAAAUAGUAUCGUAUUGAUUUAUUGUACAAUUUCAAAUUUUUUUAAAACAUGCAUGGUAUUGGCAUAUAUA